Molecule: messenger RNA, 512 nt
Organism: Soboliphyme baturini
Lineage: Eukaryota; Metazoa; Nematoda; Enoplea; Dioctophymatida; Soboliphymatidae
Source: the annotation of a GenBank genome assembly
AUGUCUUGGAAGAAAACGCUUCAAGAGUACAAAGAAAAGAUCAUAAUAGUUGUUACUCCGCUGCUGCUUCUACCUCUCCUCUUCCACCCAGGAACACCGGAGAGCAAGUGUCUCUUCGUCGUGCUGUUGAUGGCCAUAUACUGGUUGUUUGAAGUUUUACCUCUGGCCGUUACCGCGCUGAUGCCCAUAGCGCUGUACCCGAUGCUUGGUGUUCUGCCAGCUGAUCAAACGUGCAAAAGUUACAUGCCGGAUGUGAAUUUUUUGUCCUUCGGCGGUCUCGUCGUAGCUCUUGCUAUUGAGAAGUGCAACUUACACCAAAGAAUCGCACUGCGGGUUCUCACCUGGGUUGGAGCGAAGGAGAAUUCGAUUUUGCUCGGUUUCAUGUGCAUCACCGGUUUUCUAAGUAUGUGGAUGAACAAUGCCGCGGCAACGGCGAUGAUGCUGCCAAUCGUUCAGUCUGUGAUCCGAGAAUGGAAAAGUGGGUCCGAAGAAAAUGAGCACGGUAAGUGAAA